Seriola dumerili (greater amberjack) is the source of this 1475-nucleotide messenger RNA. RefSeq lists its product as uncharacterized. The record is from RefSeq and is a predicted model, not a curated record. Bases 39 to 1100 code for a protein of 353 amino acids. Lineage: Eukaryota; Metazoa; Chordata; Actinopteri; Carangiformes; Carangidae. The transcript is spliced from 6 exons. Gene Ontology annotation, biological process: regulation of apoptotic process.
GUGUGUUCCAGUGUGAUUUGACUAAACUGGCGUUUAGGAUGACUGGGGCGGGGAAGCUGACAUACAAGGUCGUCCGCUGGGAUCAGGAACUCCUCCGCUCAGCUGGAAAGACGGCAGCAGGUCUGCUGUUUGACAUCAAGUGUUCUGAGGACGCUGUCUCUCAGCUGCACUUCCCACACUGUGAAACAGAACUUGCAUCGCUCUCUGAGGCCCUGUCUGUUGUCCACAUCAGUGAUGAUGGAAUGAGCAUCCUUAAGCCGCGGGAAAUAACAGACACCCAUGUGAUUGUGGACAUCCCUCACCUCUCUGCCUUUGGCUUGGUAUGGGAUAUCAUUAAAUGGUUUCUAAACAUCAGGAAACAAAUUAGGGGCCAAGUUCUGCUGUUUCGACAACCGACGUACAAAAGACAAACCCGAAAACUCAAUGUGUUUCUGCUGCCAGAUGACGUCCCGGUGCAGGAGGUGAAAGGGCAACUGGACGAAGCUGAGUACAUUGUGGCCCCUUCCUUCUGUCACCUCAUUAGGGGCCAAACGUACAGUCUGGACUGUCCUGAGGCCUAUAUAGUACCUUCAUUUGCAGUAUUUGACUUCAACUAUGGACCAAAUUACCACCCAACUUUUGAGAUUCGGCUAAGUCCAAGCAAAGAGGGGGCGAUGGUGAAAGUCCAAGACCAAGAGAAGAAACACGUCUGGGAGUAUCCUGUUGAACUAACUGAUUUAAAACCAGCCUCAAGUUCAGCUCCCCAACCCCCAGCCAGUGAACCAGCCUCGCCCCCCGUCCCAGUUGAAGAAGGAGGUCGUGAUCCAAGUGGGAAAAAUCUACCAAGCAGAGGGGAGGACGAGGAGGAGCUGUUCUCUGCUCGGGCAGAGUUUAUUGCCAGAGUGUCCACUUCUGUUCUAAAAGACCUGAUGGAUGUGCUUCUGCAAAAGAGGGUCAUAAACGAAAGGGAAAAGGAGUCGAUCCCAGCAUUGCCCAGAGCAGACAAAGCAGAAGGCCUGAUCGACAUGGUGCUAAGGAAGGGAAAUCCAGCCUGUAGACUUUUGAUCGACAUCUUCUGUGAGGUGGAUCCGUUUCUUUCUGCACAGCUGAAGUUAAACUGAAACAAAAGUAAGAAACUGUUGGAUGAACCUUGCACAGAAGACCAGACUCUAACACCUGGUGCGAGAAAACUGGAGAAAUGUUUAUAGCAUUUAUAUGAAACUGUGAUGAUCCAAGACUCAGGCAGAAGCUAAACGCUGUCACAUUAUGUUUGUUUUUCAACAGAUCUUUUAAAACAUUUUUUUACUGUCCUGAGUAAAGGACUCCACUCAUCAUGUGGUUUUGUUAUAGCAUACUGUAUAUUUUAUAUGGCACACUUUAUGUAUCAGUGUAAAUAUAUGUACAACUUAAAGUGAUGAUGGGACUUAUUCUUACAUGAGCUCAACUUGUAUCAGUUGUCUGUCAAAUUAUUUUUUUAUAAAAGAAAUUAUAAAAGA